Messenger RNA from Actinia tenebrosa (Australian red waratah sea anemone), 1604 nucleotides. RefSeq lists its product as uncharacterized. NCBI's taxonomy places the organism in Eukaryota, Metazoa, Cnidaria, Anthozoa, Actiniaria, Actiniidae. The record is from RefSeq and is a predicted model, not a curated record.
CUAGCUUGAUCUGGGAGAUCAAGAUGUCUCAGCGAAGCGGUCAAUCGGCUCCUCAAAUCCCUUCUCAAGCGGACGAGAGCAUCAUGACUACUUUGAGGGUCAUAAUGGACGUAUUGAAGUCACAUGAUGGAUCUAUCAAGCAGCUACAUAAGUGGCUAGAUCAAGAUUCCAUGAAGACCACUAGUCCAAUGCGAGGUCCUAAUAUCUUAGCAACUGGUAAUCUGAGUGAAGUGGUUCCAACCCUACCGUUGAACGAGCCUCCAGUACGAGAUGGUGAACCUUUGGCUGAUAAUAUCCCAGAUGAUGUCUCAGAAGUGUCUUCCCUAGUAUCCAGUAGAACAGAGUACAAGGAACUACCCAGUAGAUCAACUCUCAUUAACAGUACUAUGUCAUCAGGGGGUCAUGUGGAUCAGCAUAUGCCACAAUAUGUCACUGGGCCUGGAAUCGGCAAAACAGGCGUUACAAAUGAAUAUUUCAGUACACCAAUGAGAACAAGCCUCAAUAAUGGUGCACCUACCAGGCCAUCUAUAGCAGAUGAUAAGGCAAAGUUUGACAUAUCCAUGUCAUCUAUUGAUGCUGAUACGAGUGGAGGAAGAGACAUCUUGCAAUCACCAUGGCAACCAAGUUCCUUACAGCAAAGCCCAUCUAUGAAGACAGGAAACAGAACUUCUUUAGCAAAUGUUUCAUUGGGUGUUCUUCAAACAAAAAUUCAACUGCUCGAAAACCAAGUUAGUGAAUGGAGUGAAAUCAUGGAUGAAAUGUCUGAUCGCAUGGCCAAGCAACCGUCUCUUAUCAGGAAAUUCGCCAAAGAAAGUACUUGCGAUAAAGUGAGUCAGUCUCAACAUAUGGAAGACAUUGACAUACUGGAAAACCGACUCUUGGCCAAGAUGGAUGAACGGUUCGCACACUUUGACAGGAAGAUAAUCGAGUUGUACGAUGACAUAACCACUAGAGUGGAGGUCAAGAGUUCCCCAAAGGGUGAAACACAGGACACAGCCGCACAAUUCAGCGUUGAGUUGGAUUCAUUGACAGCACAGUUCAAUGAACAACAAAACGAACUUCGAGUAAUUGAAAAAGACCUAAACAAACUCGAUGAUGAGGUGUAUCAAGUCAAACAGGACACCAACAUGUACAGACAUCACGUGACUAGUAAACGAAGCGACGAAGAGCUUGUAUCACUGGUGGCCGAGCAGCUACUGGACCGAGAAGACGUGACUGGUUGGAAAACUGCACUCAAAGAAAUGCAUUCUGCUCUUAAUAAACAGUCAGAAAUCAACUCGUCCCUUCAUCAUUCCUUCGCAUCGCUGGACAAGAAAAUGAAUUCCCUUAAUGUAACAUUUCCUCAUCAUGGCAGAUGGCGUUGGGGUGGUGUGUCAAGCGUCUACCCAAAAGGCCAUUCGUGCGUCAAUGGGUAUCACGCUGAUGACAUCAGCUUCGUAGCGCAACUCAUUAAUUCCGAGCCAAGAAUGUUUGUUUGGGAGAGAAAUAAACCCUACGUUGUAGUAACGACUGCUGGGUGUUACUGGAUUACUAUUGGUGCAUUCGGCUUGAAGUCCAACUCUCCACCAUCUCUACAGGUUACAGUAGACGAAGAACCAGUAUCA